Molecule: messenger RNA, 3021 nt
Organism: Fulvia fulva
Lineage: Eukaryota; Fungi; Ascomycota; Dothideomycetes; Mycosphaerellales; Mycosphaerellaceae
Exons: 3
Coding region: 1-3021 (1006 amino acids)
Biological process (GO): actin cytoskeleton organization
Cellular component (GO): plasma membrane
Molecular function (GO): protein binding
Source: RefSeq, a predicted model, not a curated record
AUGGCCUCCUCUAGGAAUGGUACUAGCAGCGCGGUCGCCGGCAGCAUUCUCCUUGUCGUCCAUGACUUCACCGCGAGGAGUCCGGACGAGCUCAGUCUGGCCAAGGGCGAUCGCAUCGAGCUCAUAGAGAGAACACCGAGCCUGACCCUCUUCAGAGACGACGAUUUUGGCGACGGAUGGUUCCUGGGCAAGCACCUGACCAACGGCAACAGCGGCCUGUUCCCGGAAGUCUACACAACACCCUCGCCCAAAGCCACGUUGCCUUCCGCCAACAAGUUCCGCUCUAGCGACAGCAGCGCGACCAAAGCAGCGCAAAAUGCGGCGGUCACGGCGCUGUCUGCCUCAUCUAGACAGGCUGGCGAUGCUGCCACUUCCGCCAAACAACCAUCUUCGGAACCGCAACCGAUACCCACAAGCACCAUGACCUCGCAGCCUUCGCUAUCUUCCACGGCCUUGCGCUCGUCACUGCCCAAUACUAACGGUACUAGCAGCGCGAUCGCAGGCGGCAGAAGCUAUACCAUCACAUCCGACUCGCCGGUCAUGAGCGAGACUCUGUCCGUGAUCGACGAACAUAUCACCGACAUGAAAUCGCCGCGCUCUUCAUAUGCCAAUGGUAACAAGCGUGAUAUUCUGGGCAGCGCCUACCCCACCCAGCCACCGAUCGUACGACGUUCUUAUAUCGCUGGCCACGAGACGGAUGAUGAGGAGGGUCAGUCGUAUACCGGAGAGGAGGUCAUGGCGUGGGAUGCGAAUCGAGUCGCGGAAUAUCUCGAGGAUAAUGGCGUGGAAAAGACGCACUGUGACGUAUUCGUCGAGCAAGAGAUCAGUGGCGAGGUUCUGCUGGCGAUGGAUCAAAACAGUCUGUUUCUCAAAGAGUUUGAUCUUGGCUCGGUCGGCCGCAGAUUGAAAACGUGGCACAAGAUCAAGGCGCUGCAGGAUGAGUGCAGGCGCAGCGCAAGUCCAGAAAUUGCCAGAAGUGCAUCCAACUAUUCACUUGAUGGAGACGAGGGUGCAGUCGAGACGAGCGUGUCGAGUAGGAAUCGCAGCUCGACCAUUGGCGCACCUUCUUUGCCCAGGGCGCUCACCACGAAGCGACAGAGCGGUGACGUUGCACCUCAAAGAAGCAACACGUACCAGCCACAAGCGCCAGGCAUAUCUCACUCUGCACACCCAAGCAUGAGCAAGCGAGAGAGUGUUGGCGCCUCGCCACUGCAAAGUAUGAUAACCAGGUCGGACAACCCAUACAGACCCUCGGCGCAGGGCAUUCGUAACAUGAACCACUCGCGACGACAUUCAAGUAUCGACUCGAACUCUACGGAUGGCGCGACUCGGAUGGGUCACCGAAAGCAGCCGUCUCUAGAUCAGAAGUGGCAGCCGGGACAGCCUGUGAAUGGUAGCAGUCACUAUUCCUACACCGCAGGCUACGAUACACUGUUGCCACAUCGCCAAUCGAGUGCCGUCAUUCCAGCUUCUCCAGCUGACCUCGAUCGCGGAUACUUCUCCUCCAACGAAGCCGAGACCAGAACGCGUAGGACCGCCCUGACCAAGAGGAACUCGACAGCAGUCAGCCCGGUACAUUAUUCACGAGCCAGCAGUAUCUUAGGUGGCAGUGGCCAGACACCACGCAUUACAGACGCCGAAGGGUUUGACCCUGUCAGCCCGAUCGUCCAAUCAACACAUCAAUCCAAAGCUAUGAGUGCAGUGCACAAGGCUUUUGGAAGCCAUUGUUCUGCGACUACGCCGUCUGGCCGCAUCAAGUCUGGAGACAACCACGCCAGCCCGAUUGUCACCAAGCUAGACCCAAGCACGAGCAAACCUUCGUUGAACACAAUCGCCGCAAGCCCGACACAAAUGGAAGACAACGCAAGCGAAAUAUCUAGUGAGAAAGCAGCACCCAGUCCUUCCGGCUUCAACAAGAACAUUUUUGCAUCCGCAAAGGCGAAGUUCACUGGCAAAAGAUCAAUCAGCGAGGCUGUCACGAGAGACGAAAAGGUCUCAACACCGACCAAAGUCUCCUCGCCCGUACGCACCGGAACUGCAUCGUCUACGCCGAGCACCGAGAACCGUAGUAUGGAUAUCGCAAAGUCGGACUCCAAUCCCCGCGAGUCUAUUGGGUCUGGCCAGAACCUCAUGCCUCCGCCACCCGCAAAACGACCGAGAGCCAAGUCUAAGAAGCUCACUUCGGCGUACACGCACGGCCUUGCGAGGAUAUCACCACAGGAGCAGAUGAUAACGUGCGACUACUCUGGGUGGAUGAAGAAGAAGAGCGGCUCGGUCGUUGCUAGCUGGAAGCCGCGUCUGUUCGUUCUCAAAGGCCGCCGACUAUCAUACUACUAUCGAGAUGACGAUACAGAGGAGAAAGGACUUAUCGACAUUUCAUUCCACAGGGUGUUAUCGGCACAGAGCGAGACUCUCGCCGGCGUGAUGGCGUCUGUGACUGGUGCGGGUGGGAACCCAUCGAGCCCGACGAGUGCGUCAAUGCCGACUAUGGCGCAGCAGGACCUACGAGAUCAUCCUCCACCUCAAGGCGAACAGGACGAGGGCGUCUUCAUUUUCAAGCUGGUACCUCCCAAAGCAGGCCUUGCAAAGGGUGUAUCGUUCACGAAACCGACAGUUCACUACUUUGCGGUCAACUCUCGGCAAGAGGGUCGUCUGUGGAUGGCAGCACUUAUGAAGGCAACCAUCGACAGAGACGACAACGGCGUCGUGACGACCACUUACAAUCAGAAGACAAUCAGCUUGAAUAAGGCUCGAGCAAGGCGCGAACGUCCUCCUGCUCUGAAGGAGGAGACCGUCGAGGGACGAGUAGAACUGGCCACAGAUCUUGAAGACGACGACAAAGGUCUGGGUAUUGUAGGAGCACCUGAUGGCGACGGUACAGAGUCGGCAGUAGCAGGUGCAGAACAGCAAACCCGACGGGAAGACGCCAGCUCCAUGGCACCCAGUACGACCGCGACUGGCGAAAGUGACCUGCUUACCGACCAGGAGAGAGAAGCUGUAGCUCUCAAUGGGGCAGGCUAG